GGGAGUCAAGCGGGGAGCUGGGGCCCCCUCCAUCGGUGGAUGAGGCAGCCAACACAUUGAUGACGCGCCUGGGCUUCCUCUUGGGAGACGAAACUAGUGAGGGGCCAGACGGAGAACAUUACAGCAUGGACGAACAAGACGACAGACAGGUGUGUGUGUGUGUGUGUUUGGCCAUUCCAUAAUGCUAACCCCUCCUCUCUCUACUGCUAUCACUGAGGAAAUGGUGCUGCAAAUUUCCGCUCUGAGACGAAAAACCUCAGUAUUCGUGAUAUCUUGAGAUUCCAUUUGGUGUUUCUCUAUUUCUGAUUCCAUUUGAGAAACACACAUACCUGGGAUGUGAUGACUUCCCUUCUAUCUGAUAUUUUGAUGAUCUCCUUGUUUACAGCCUGUUGAUACACAUCUGUAAGCCAGGACAAAAGAUCAAAGGAAACUCACAAAAUUGCCCUCCACCAAGGAAUUUUACAUUCCCAAUUUUUCAGUUUCUACACCGAGCAUAAACUGUCUACAUCCCUAAUAAGGCCAUUAUAUAACAAAGUUCUUAAAUUAUUUAUUUUGCUUGGUGCCUCAACUUCAGUCGUCGUUCAUUAAUAUAUUCUGCCACUUUGGUGUGCUGAUAUCCAGCAGAUUGACUAAGUCUAAUAUUCUCUCACUACUGACUGAACCUAGGCUGCUAAAUGGCAUUUGCUGCGGGGACUUGCUUCCAUUCAGCCACAAGAGCAUUAGCGAGGUUGGACACUGAUGUUGGACGAUUAGGCCUGGCACGCAGUCAGCCAAUUCAUCCCAAAGGGUGUUCGAAGGGAUUGGGGUCAUGGCUCUGUGCAGGCCAGUCAAGUUCUUCCACACCGAUCUCGACAAACCAUUUCUGUGUGGACCUUGCUUUGUGCAUGGGGGCAUUGUCAUGCUGAAACAGGAAAAGGCCUUCCCCAAACUGUUGCCACAAAGUUGGAAGUACAGAAUCGUCUAGAAUGUCAUUGUAUGCUGUAGCAUUAAGAUUUCCCUUCACUGGAACUAAGGGGCCUAGCCCGAACCGUGAAAAACAGCCCCAGACCAUUAUUCCUCAUCCACCAAACUUUACAGUUGGCACUAUGCAGUCGGGCAGGUAGCGUUCUCCUGGCAUCCGCCAAACCCAGAUUUGUCCAUCAGACUGCCAGAUGGUGAAGCGUGAUUCAUCACUCCAGAGAACGCGCUUCCACUGCACCAGAGUCCAAUGGGGGCGAGAUUUACACCACUCCAGCCGACACUUGGCAUUGCGCAUGGUGAUCUUAGGGUUGUGUGCGGCUGUUCGGCCAUGGAAGCCCAUUUCAUGAAGCUCCCGACAAACAGUUAUUGUGCUGACGUUGCUUCCAGAGGCAGUUUGGAACUGCCCACACAGGAAAAAUAUAAACACAACAUGCAACAAUUUCAAAGAUUUUACUCAGUUACAGUUCAGACCAUCCCGCAGGUGAAGAAGCCAGAUGUGGAGGUCCUGGGCUGGCAUGGUUAUAUGUGGUUUGCGGUUGUGAGGCCGGUUGGAUGUACUGCCAAAUUCUCUAAAACUAUGUGAGAGGCAGCUUAUGGUAGAGAAAUGAACAUUCAAUUCUCAGGCAACAGCUCUGUUGGACAUUCCUGCAGUCAGCAUGUCAAUUGCACGCUCCCUCACAACUUGAGACAUCUGUGGUAUUGUGUUGUGUGACAAAACUGCACAUUUUAGUGGUCUUUUAUUGUCCCCAGAACAAGGUGUACCUGUGUAAUGAUCAUGCUGUUUAAUCAGCUUCUUGAUAUGCCACACCUGUCAGGUGGAUGGAUUAUCUUGGCAAAGGAGAAAUGCUCACUUAGAGAAAUAAGCUUUUUGUGCGUAUGGAAAAUGUCUGGGAUCUUUGAUUUCAGUUCAUGAAACAUGGGACCAACACUUUACAUGUUGUGUUUAUAUUUUUGUUCAGUGUAUAUAUAUAUAUAUAUCUUGGCACAAUAAGUCUGUUUUUAAGCACUACAGCAGAUUACCUGCUUUCUGUACCUCAAACCUAAUUUGACAAGUCUACGUUUACAGAAGAGGGAGACAAACAACGUCAGAGAACGAGAGAUAUGGAGAGAGCGAGAGGAGAGCGAGAUUAAGAGCAAGAGUGUGUGAGAGAGAGAUAUACAGAGACAUAGAGGGCGGGGGCUGGGGUGUUACCUGUUGCUUCAGGUAGGUGUGUUAUGGACUGUAUAGGUACGGGCUGAUGCAGUGUGGCUAACCGAUUAGACUGAUAGAGCAUGCUAGAUGUUAGUGCUGUUACGCUGUAGUGGUGGGGGUGUAUAGAGUGGCUUCUUGCUUUAGAAAUAAGGGUCAUAGGGCUCUGGUGAAAAGUAGUGCACAAUGUAGGGAAUAGGGUGCCAUUUGGGAUGCAGUCAGUGACUCAUCGUGGACCCCUGCCGUGUGUGCUCCCUCUACAAAGUCACAUUUUCCGAUAUUUUCUUCACAAAUAUAGCCUGCCCUAAAUAUCUUGUUUGAUAUAUAAACAGCUAAUGUUUAUUUUAGAUCCAUGAAAAGACGUUGAAACCCUCAAGGGUGGCAAUAUGAGGAUAUUAAAGUAUACGUUUCCUUUUACUGUUAAAAUCUAUAUACAAUUAACUUUGAUGGGCUACAGUAGGUAGGAUAGUUACAGUAGCUGGGAUCUCUGCAGGAUAGCUAAAGCCUAUUGGCUUAGGGAGGAAGGUGACCUUCUCAACCUCCAGAAAGCCGGCCAUUAAUUGCCUCUCCCCUCUCCACCUCUCCGCUUCUUCACGCAUCCAAGUUCAAUCUAAUUCUACCGUGCUUUUUAAGGUCAGAUGGUCAGACUAACACACAGAGGAGACAUCCCAAAUGGCACCCUAUUGCCUAUGUAGUGCACUACAUUUGAAGUAGUGCACUAUAUAUGGAAUAGGGUGCCAUUUGGGACGCAACCAGAGUGCACUAGCCCAGCAGAUGGAGGUUAUACUGCUUGAUGUAUAGAGGUGCUGUGUGUGUUAGUUUUCUGCUAGCCUCUCACAGACCGACCCUGUAAAUGUGCCGAUUGACUGCUCUCUUCCAAACCCUGAGUACAGAUGACAGCUCUUACUGGGCCUGCCUAACUCAAUGACUGUACAGGCCCCAACCCCCGUAGGCCCCAGGGGUGGGGGGGAGAGGAGACGGAGAUGAACGGGGACACGUAACGGGCAGCAUGCGACCUGACCUGGCUCUCUGUUGUCCCGUCACUACACUGACUGACUCACACUGACCAGGAAGACCAGGGGCGGUCUGACUGUUUCAUAGACUGGAUACAAAGGGGGCUAAGCAAUUGAGGCUUGGGGUUGAGUUGAGGCUAUGUGAGGGGGAGCCAUGGUCUUCUACAGUAGAUCAAGUGUAUUUGUCAUAUGCACAUGAUACACAUGGUACACAGUACAAUGAAAUGGUUUCUUGCAGGUUCACCUCUCAACAAUGCGACAAAAUAAGCGUAAGUAAGUUAAGCAUAAUAAAAAAUAAGCUCAAUGGAAUAAAAAUGGAGUACAUUUAGCAGAAAUAUAAAUACAAGGAUGGACUCAAACUCAUUUACAGUAGGAUGUUUACACAGUAUAUUUGCACAAUAAACCUGUUUUUUUAAGCACUACAGCAGCUACAUGAAUUGAGUGUCCUCUACCUUUGACUUUACAAAUAAUGACACUGUGUGUGUGCGCGUGUAGAUUAGCCAUGCCAGUAACAUUGUGACAGGUAACAUCCAAUGGGAGCAGGGCAGGGGCAGGAACUGUUUAAAGCUCUCUCUCUCUCUCAGCAAGGCUGUGGAGUCAAUCUGCUGCUAGAGAUCAAAUGGAAGCUUCAGUACUAUUGGUCCCAGACAAUUAUACACCUACACAGAACCCUAAGACAGUAGCAUGGUUUCCAGUUUCCACUACCAGGCUCAGUGCUUACUAGCGCCAGAGAUGUUUGAAACCGAGAGACUCAACAUGUGAUUACUUCCUCCAUUACCUUGUGGUGGUAAUUUGCUCCUCUCCUAUUGAUGGUGGUCUCAUUCGUCUUGGUUUUCUGGGGUGUGUGUGUGUGUGGGCGUGGGCACUGACUGUGUGUAUUUCUCCUCCAGGACCUGGCUGGUAACCAGAGGAUCAGUCCGUGCUCCACCCUGACCAGCAGCACAGCCUCCCCCCCGGCCGGCUCCCCCUGCUCCACCCUGCCGCCCGGCGCCGAUGGUGCCAUGCCCGGGGGUAACCAGGGCAACAAGGACCAUGCCUACGGAUCUGUCACCAGCCCCACCUCCACCCUAGAGAGCCGGGACAGCGGCAUCAUCGGUGAGGGGGAUGGACUAUAUACACACACACACACACACAUGAACGCACGCAUGCAAAAACACAACAAUACUGUAGCUUUUCAUGUAUACUAUACUACAGACAUUUACAGUGCAUUCUGAAAUUAUUCAGACCCCUUCCCUUUUUCCAAAUGUUGUUACGUUACAGCCUUAUUCUAAAAUGUAUUGAAUGAAAAAAAAAUCUCAUCAAUCUACAAACAAUACCCCAUAAUGACAAAGCGAAAAACAGGUUUUUAGAAAUGUUUGCAAAUGUAUUAAAAUAAAAUUUGAAAUACCUUAUUUACAUAUGUUUUCAGAACCUUUGCUAUGAGACUCGAAAUUGAGCUCAGGUGCAUCCUGUUUCCAUUGAUCAUCCUUGAGAUGUUUCUACAACUUGAUUGGAGUCCACAUGUGGUAAAUUCAAUUGAUUGGACAUGAUUUGGAAAGGCACACGCCUGUCUAUAUAAGGUGCCACAGUUGACAGUGCAUGUCAGAGUAAAAACCAAGGAAUUGCCGUAGAGCUCCGAGACAGGAUUGUGUCGAGGCACAGAUCUGGGGAAGGGUACCGAAAAUUGUUUACAGCAUUGAAGGUCCCCAAGAACACAGUGGCCUCCAUCAUUCUUAAAUGGAAGAAGUUUGGAACCACCAAGACUAUUAAUUCUGACAGGGGUCUAGAGUUCCUCUGUGGAGAUGGGAGAACCUUCCAGAAGGACAACCAUCUCUGCAGCACUCCACCAAUCAGGCCUUUAUGGUAGAGUGGCCAGACGGAAGCCACUCCUCAGUAAAAGGCACAUGACAGCCCGCUUGGAGUUUGCCAUAAGGCACCUAAAGGACUCUCAGAACAUGAGAAACAAGAUUCUCUGGUCUGAUGAAACCAAGAUUGAACUCAUUGGCCUGAAUGCCAAGCGUCACUUCUGGAGGAAACCUGGCACCAUCCCUACGGUGAAGCAUGGUGGUGGCAGCAUCAUGAUGUGGGGAUGUUUUUCAGCGGCAGGGACUGGGAGACUAGUCAGGAUCGAGGGAAAGAUGAAUGGAGUAAAGUACAGAGAAAUCCUCGAUGAAAACCUGCUCCAGAGCGCUCAGGUCCUCAGACUGGGGCGAGGGUUCACCUUCCAACAGGACAACGACCCUAAGCACACAGCCAAGACAGCGCAGGAGUGGCUUCGGCACACGUCUCUGAAUGUCCUUGAGUGGCCCAGUCAGAGCCCGUACUUGAACCUGAUCGAACAUCUCAGGAGAGACCUGAAAAUAGCUGUGCAGCGACGCUCCCCAUCCAACCUGACAGAGCUUGAGAGGAUCUGCUGAGAAGAAUGGGAGAAACUCCCCAAAAACAGAUUGUAGCGUCAUACCCAAGAAGAUUCGAUGCUGUAAUCGCUGCCAAAGGUGCUUCAACAAAAAUCUGUUUUUGCGUCAUUAUGGGUAUUGUGUGUAGAUUGAUGAAGGGGAAAAAAUUAUUUAAUCAAUUUUAGAAUAAGGCUGUAACACAAUGUGGAGACAGUCAAGGGGUCUGAAUACUUUCCGAAUGCACUGUACGUGAUUGGUUGUGACGUUGGGUCAUCAAGCAUGGUCGUAGCAGAGGCAACCCCUCCUUCCCUUCACUCUGACCCCUCUACUCCCUUUGUUCCUUCCUUCCAGCCACCCUGACCAGCUACUCGGAGAACGCUGAGCGGGGGGGUAAAUAUGGUGAGGGGGGUUUCUCACGCGGCAGUAACCUGAAGUUGUGGCAGAGCCAGAAGUCUGGCACUGACUCGUUCCUCUACCGUGUGGACGAGAACAUGGCUGCCUCCACCUACAGUCUCAACAAGAUCCCAGAGAGACACCUGGACAGCAUGUCCUCCCACUCCGCUCACUCCAUCCCUCUGUACCUCAUGCCUCGCCCUAACUCUGUCGCA
Molecule: messenger RNA, 6145 nt
Organism: Coregonus sp. 'balchen'
Lineage: Eukaryota; Metazoa; Chordata; Actinopteri; Salmoniformes; Salmonidae
Source: the annotation of a GenBank genome assembly